Scleropages formosus (Asian bonytongue) is the source of this 2818-nucleotide messenger RNA. Its product is annotated as acidic mammalian chitinase-like. Lineage: Eukaryota; Metazoa; Chordata; Actinopteri; Osteoglossiformes; Osteoglossidae. Gene Ontology annotation, cellular component: extracellular region. Gene Ontology annotation, molecular function: hydrolase activity, hydrolyzing O-glycosyl compounds; chitin binding. Gene Ontology annotation, biological process: carbohydrate metabolic process. The transcript has 12 exons. The record is from RefSeq and is a predicted model, not a curated record. Bases 398 to 1918 code for a protein of 506 amino acids.
UCGGAGAAGACAGGAACACUCUCCUAUAUCAAAAACAUUAUUAAAUUUGUUUCGUUCCUUUUAUUAAUUUUUACUCUAUUAUUGAUUAUUUGUACAUUUGAAAAACUUUUACCAGACAUGUUUCAUGCAGUUAGCACAAUCCUCUUGCAAUAAGGAACCUAAGAUAAAAAGCUCUAUAAUAUGAAGAACACAUGACUAAUGACAUAGAAAGUCCUGAUGUCUGCUAAUAAAUAGCCAUUAUCCAAGCAGAGGACCUGAAACUGGCUGGGUUAAUGGUUCGCGGAGACAGCGUUUGGUCACCACAGAGAGAGACUAAUCUGAGCCGCCACCGCACAGAAUCCCACAUUUCGAACAUAUUUAAAAACCAAAGACACUCCCAGCUCACUGCGCAGCAGCCAUGAGAAACCUCACACUUUUAGGAGGCCUGUGUCUUCUGCUGUGUCACUUGGGUCAUGCUUUGCAGCUCAUAUGCUACUUCACCAACUGGUCCCAGUACAGACCCGAUAAUGGGAAAUACCUGCCGAGUAAUGUGGACCCUAACCUGUGCACUCAUCUGAUCUAUGCCUUUUCCGUCAUCAAUCAAGCCAAUGAGCUUGUCACCUACGAGUGGAAUGAUGAUGUUCUCUACCAGUCUUUCAAUGCAUUAAAAAAGAGCAACCCAAAUCUUAAAACUUCUCUGGCUGUUGGAGGAUGGAACUUUGGCUCAAAUCAGUUCUCAGCCAUGGUCUCCUCAGCAGCCACGAGGCAGACAUUCAUUAACUCUUCCAUCAGUUUCCUGCGCACGCGUGGUUUUGACGGGUUGGAUCUGGACUGGGAGUACCCCGGGGCACGAGGGAGCCCCCCCGAGGACAAGCAGAGAUUCACAAUGCUGUGCAGGGAGCUCAUGACAGCCUUUGAGGCUGAGGCCCAGCAAACCGGACGUCCCAGACUGAUGCUCACAGCUGCAGUGGCUGCUGGGAAAGAAACGAUUGACGGUGCUUAUGAAAUUCCUGAAAUCUCUAAGUAUCUAGACUUUAUCAAUGUGAUGACUUACGACUUCCACGGCUCCUGGGAAGGAUUCACCGGACACAACAGCCCCCUGUACCGUGGUUCUAAAGACACUGGAAACCUCAUCAACUUCAAUACGGACUUUGCCAUGCAGUAUUGGAAGAACCAGGGAGCCCCAGUGGAGAAGCUGCGGAUGGGGUUCGCCACGUAUGGCCGCACAUUCCGCCUUGCUUCUGCAGCUACUGAUGUUGGGUCUCCAGCCACUGGUCCAGCAUCUGCAGGGCCCUACACCCGUGAAGCUGGCUUCUGGUCAAGCUACGAGAUCUGCACCUUCCUUCAAGGCACCACUGUCCAGUGGAUUGAAGAUCAGAAGGUUCCUUAUGCUGUCAAAGGAAAUGAGUGGGUGGGAUUUGACACAAAGCAGAGUUUUGAGACUAAGGUAUAUUAUCUUCAGAAGAACAAUUUUGGCGGGGCCUUCGUCUGGUCUCUGGACCUGGAUGAUUUUGGUGGUCGCUUCUGUGGUCAAGGAAACUACCCUCUGAUCAGCCACCUUCGCAAUCUUCUAAAUAUAGAAGUCCCUCCUGUGACAGGUGUGCCUCCAAAGAUGAGCUACCCUGCCAGCACCAACACCAACACCAACUCCAACACCAACCCCAACACCAACCCCAACACCAACCCCAACACCAACUCCAACACCAACACCAACUCCAACACCAACCCCAACACCAACCCCAACACCAGUCCUGCUCCUCCUGCCACCACAACUACUGCUGUCAAUAGCAACUUCUGCACCGGCAAGUCUGAUGGAAUCUAUGUCAACAGCAACAACCGCAACUCCUUCUACCAUUGUGCUAAUGGCAUCACCCAUGUACAGCUGUGUCCCUCGAUCCUGGUGUUCGACCCCAGCUGCCAGUGCUGCAACUGGCCCUAGAGCCAAGAGCAGCCUUUUCUUUAUGUCCUGCAGUAUAAACCCCCACAGAACACCAUACAGUGAACAUGAGAUUGCAUGUGCUUCUUUUAUAUUAUUUCCCUAUUAAACAAAAGUGAUAUAAUCAUAACCACUAUACAUUUCAUAAAAUUUGAAUUGAAACAAAUUCCACUGACUGGAUUCCGACACAAUGAGAUAGGUUUAAAUUCUUGUUUUUUGCUAUUAUUUAGCAAUAAAUGGGCAAUGUUUGCAAGACAAUAGCUAUAUCUGCAUUUUUUUUUAGUAUUAGUGCAGUUUUUUGUGUUGCUACCAUGGUCAAUAAUAUUGUCCUUUUGAAACUAAUAAUAAUAACAAUAAUAAGCAAAAUAACAUACAAUUUAUUUUUAAAUUCUAGAUUGUAAUUACCUACCAUAAAGCAUUUACACUAAGAAAUGUAACAAUGGUUUGUGGUUCUGAUGUUAGCAAGCAAAAUUGUGUACAUAGAUGAAAUGAGACUGAAACAGAUCAAUGUUCUCAUUCAGAAGGUUCCCAGUUCAAGCCCCACUCCGGCAAACUACUGUAACACCCUAAAGCAAGGAACUUACCUUGAAUUACUGUUUAUACAUUUAGCAACUUACAAUGAAGGCUUUUUAUAAAAAGCUAUUGACAGUGAUUUACUCAUUUACACAGCUGGAUACUUUUGCUGUAUCAAUGCAGGGUUAGCACCUUGUUCAAGGGAACUAAAGCAGGAUUCAAACUGUGCUUUCAGUGGGUCUUUUGACUACAAGGCAGUGGCUCAAACUACAUCAACUGUGGUUUAAAUAAAAAAAACGCCAUAAUAAAUGGGGGCAACUCACUUUGAAUAAACGUUUUGAAUAAAUUAGCCGUGCAAGAAAUCAAAAAACUAAGCAAUAUUUACUGGAC